AUGUACUUCAGAGAAUCAAGUAUAAAGAAAAGAAUACAUGAAUUAGAAAAUUCAAUUGAUUUAGAAAAAGAUGUUGAAAAGCUUGUACCAUACCCAGAGCCAAUAAAAUCAAAAUUUCCAUAUAAACAACAAUUAUUACCUUUUGAUUUAAAAGAUAAUAAAUUAAUAAAUUCAUCAAUUUUUCCAAAGACUAAUAAAGAAAAAUUGGAAAAUUUAUUGAAAAAAUAUUCAGCUGAUUAUAAAGUUAGAGUAAAAUAUUAUUCUAAUAAAGCUUGGAUAUUAAUUAAAGAAAGUUUUCUUAUUAUCUUUUAUGAUAUUUUAGGAAUUUUGUUUAGUGUUUUAGGAAUUUUGUUUAAUAUUUUAGAAAUUUUAUCAACAAUCAUAGUUUUCAUCUUUUACACAAUCCGUGGUUUAAUUUAUUUUGCCGUAGAAGCUUUGGACCUUUUGUUAGCUGCACUUGUAAUUUUACUUCCAAUAGCACUAUUAGGUGGUAUAGCAUUUGGAAUUCCUUUUGGUAUGAUUGAUCUGUAA
Lodderomyces pseudojiufengensis is the source of this 531-nucleotide messenger RNA. RefSeq lists its product as uncharacterized. The record is from RefSeq and is a predicted model, not a curated record. The transcript has a single exon. The coding region runs from base 1 to 531 and encodes 176 amino acids. NCBI's taxonomy places the organism in Eukaryota, Fungi, Ascomycota, Pichiomycetes, Serinales, Debaryomycetaceae.